Messenger RNA from Suncus etruscus (white-toothed pygmy shrew), 1356 nucleotides. It is a transcript of the gene FITM2, whose product is annotated as fat storage inducing transmembrane protein 2. Lineage: Eukaryota; Metazoa; Chordata; Mammalia; Eulipotyphla; Soricidae. Gene Ontology annotation, cellular component: endoplasmic reticulum membrane. Bases 76 to 864 code for a protein of 262 amino acids. The transcript has 2 exons. Gene Ontology annotation, biological process: phospholipid biosynthetic process; lipid droplet organization; lipid storage. The record is from RefSeq and is a predicted model, not a curated record.
GUGCCGGCCCGGGAAAAGGGCCGGACGGUGGCCGAGAGGCGCGGAGGCGCAGUACGGUGGCCGACGAGGUCAGUCAUGGAUCACCUGGAGCGCGGCGCGUGGCUCCUGCGAGGGACGCUGGUGCGGACGGCGGUGCGGCGCUACCUGCCCUGGGCGCUGAUGGUUUCCAUGCUGGCGGGCUCCUGCGUCAAGGAGUUCUCCCCGUUGCCCGAGAGCUACCUGAGCAACAAGCGCAACCUGCUCAACGUGUAUUUUGUCAAAGUGGCCUGGGCCUGGACCUUCUGUCUCCUCCUGCCUUUCAUCGCCCUCACCAACUACUCCCUGACAGGCAGACCUGGCCUGGUCCUGCGGCGCCUGAGCACCCUGCUGGUGGGCACUGCCUUCUGGUACCUCUGCACCACGUUCUUCUCCAGCGUAGAACACUACACGGGCAGCUGCUACCAGUCUAUGGCACUGGAGAAGGUCCGGAAGGAGCACCGGGAUAAGCAGCAGUGUCUCCUAGCCGGUGGCUAUUGGCACGGCUUUGACAUCUCGGGCCAUUCCUUCUUGCUGACAUUCUGCACCCUCAUGAUUGUGGAGGAGAUGGCCGUGCUGCACGAGGUGAGGACGGACCGUAGCCACGGAACCCACACUGCUAUCACCACGCUGGUAGUGGCCCUGGGUAGCCUGACCUUCAUUUGGGUGUGGAUGUUCUUGUGCACGGCCGUGUAUUUCCACGACCUAUCUCAGAAAGUGUUUGGCACCCUCUUCGGUCUGCUGGGCUGGUACGGAAUGUACAGGUACUGGUACCUGAAGCCCCUGUCCCCGGGCCUGCCUCCUCAGAGCUCCAGCCUGAGUUUGAAGCAGGACACUUACAAGAAGUGAAAGAGCAGCACUUGUGUACAGUUGAUGGCAGGACCUGUGACUGAUAGAGUUUUUAUGCGUUUCCCCUAGUCUCGGAGCUAAUGCUCCCGCUUCGGAGAGGAAGCCUACCAGGUGGUGGUGAUGGUGGGACAGUGGGAAAGUCUGGGGAGCCCAUUUGGUUUCCAAACUGGUCUUGGUGCCAUCACUGCCAUUCCCAGGUAAACAUCAUUACUCCUCACCUGGUUCCUUUGUCUCUGGAGGCUGGAAGUAGGAAAGAAGCCUCCUGAGUAACUGGGGGGGAGCCAGGCCCUCAAGACUGGAUUUGCCACCUCCUCCUCUUCUGGUUCUAGUUUUCUAUUUUCUUGUGUGUUCAUGAUGUUAUUUAAUAAUAUUUCCCUUCGGUGAGUUUGCACAAGCAUUUAUUUUCUGCAGGAUUUUUUUCUCUUUCUUUUUCCUUUCUUUUCUUUAUCCUUCCUUAUUUUUCCAUCCUCCUUCCAUCCUUCCCUCCCUUCU